AUGAUGACACCCAAGUUCCACAACCUUCUCGCCCUUGCCUUUGUCGCCAUGGCCAUGCUCCUGGCUUUCACCUCGGCCGCCUCCAGCACAACGGCCGUCGCGGCCACGACGGGCCGCGCGACGGCGACGGGCACCGCGGCGGCGACGGCGAAGGCGACGGCCUCGGCUUCGGCCUCGACCACCAAGAAAAGCGCGGCCAUCAAGGCCAACGACCCGACCCUGCUCGCCGUCUCCAUGGUCGCCGGCCUCGUCGCCUUGAGCCUGACCUUGUCCUAG
Messenger RNA from Drechmeria coniospora, 276 nucleotides. RefSeq lists its product as uncharacterized. The record is from RefSeq and is a predicted model, not a curated record. Lineage: Eukaryota; Fungi; Ascomycota; Sordariomycetes; Hypocreales; Ophiocordycipitaceae. Bases 1 to 276 code for a protein of 91 amino acids. The transcript has a single exon.